Molecule: messenger RNA, 2937 nt
Organism: Ipomoea nil (Japanese morning glory)
Lineage: Eukaryota; Viridiplantae; Streptophyta; Magnoliopsida; Solanales; Convolvulaceae
Product: beta-galactosidase 10
Exons: 19
Coding region: 17-2680 (887 amino acids)
Biological process (GO): carbohydrate metabolic process
Cellular component (GO): cell wall; vacuole
Molecular function (GO): carbohydrate binding; beta-galactosidase activity
Source: RefSeq, a predicted model, not a curated record
AAGCUCAGAGCCAAUAAUGGCGAUAGCGUUCACAAUGAAGCCCUCCAUCCACCGCUCUUCUUGGAAAUCCAAAUGCAAAGUUAUACUACUGCCAUUGCUCAUACUUCUUACGGGAGCUAGUGCCACAUCCGGCGGAGGAGCAGCUGCAAACACCACAAUUACGAGUAGUGCAGCUAUUAAUAACAACAGUAAUUACAGCGUGACGUACGAUCGGCGGUCUCUGAUCAUCAAUGGCCAGCGGAAACUGCUCAUCUCCGCCUCCAUUCACUAUCCCCGCAGCGUCCCCGCCAUGUGGCCAGGACUUGUUCAACUGGCAAAGGAUGGAGGAGCUGAUGUUAUUGAAACUUACGUCUUCUGGAAUGGUCAUGAGCCUUUUCCAGGCAAAUAUUACUUUGGUGGAAGGUAUGACCUUGUCAAGUUUUGCAAGAUUGUUCAGCAGGCUGGUAUGUAUAUGAUUCUUCGAAUUGGACCAUUCAUUGCUGCAGAGUGGAACUUUGGUGGAAUACCUGUCUGGCUUCAUUAUGUGCCAGGUACCAUUUUUCGGACGGACAAUGAACCAUUUAAGUAUUACAUGCAGAAUUUUAUGACCUUCAUAGUAAAUCUGAUGAAACAAGAGAGACUUUUUGCAUCUCAGGGAGGCCCUAUCAUCUUGGCACAGGUAGAAAAUGAAUAUGGCUUCUAUGAAGCAGCAUAUGGAGAAGGAGGUAAAAGGUAUGCCUUGUGGGCAGCAAAAAUGGCUCUUUCUCAAAAUACCGGUGUCCCUUGGAUAAUGUGUGAGCAGUUUGAUGCUCCCAUCGAAGUGAUUGACACUUGCAACUUGUUUUACUGUGAUCAAUUCACACCACUCUCUCCAAACAAGCCCAAGAUUUGGACAGAGAAUUGGCCUGGAUGGUUUAAGACAUUUGGGGCCAGUGAUCCUCACAGGCCUCCCGAGGACAUUGCUUUUUCUGUUGCUCGUUUUUUCCAGAAAGGUGGAAGCGUACAAAACUAUUACAUGUAUCAUGGUGGAACAAACUUUGGUCGCACAUCAGGUGGUCCAUUCAUUACCACAAGUUAUGAUUAUGAAGCACCAAUAGAUGAAUAUGGUCUAGCAAGAUUUCCCAAGUGGGAACACCUUAAACAACUUCACAAAGCAAUAAAGUUGUGUGAGCAUGCUUUGCUGAAUAAUGAGCCCACCUUGCUCUCACUAGGUCCUUUACAAGAGGCAGAUGUCUAUGAAGAUGCAUCAGGAGGAUCUUGUGCUGCAUUCCUUGCUAAUACAGAUGAUAAAAAUGAUAAGGUGGUAGUAUUUAGGAAAAUGUCAUACAAUCUGCCAGCAUGGUCUGUCAGCAUUUUACCAGACUGCAGGAAUGUGGUGUUCAACACAGCGAAGGUCAGCUCUCAAACUUCUUUAGUUGAGAUGAUACCAUCAGAUUUGCAGCCAUCAUCAGCAUCACCAGUUAGGGGCCUGAAAGGUCUUCAGUGGGAAGUCUUUAAGGAAAUAGCUGGAAUUUGGGGAAAUGCUGAUUUCAUAAGGCGUGGCUUUGUAGAUCACAUCAACACUACAAAAGAUACUACUGACUACCUUUGGUACACAACAAGUUUGUUUGUUGAUGAGAAUGAGGAAUCACUCAUAAAUGGAGGCAAUGCUAUCCUUCAGGUUGAAUCAAAGGGCCAUGUUCUGCAUGUCUUCAUCAAUAAAAUGUUUCAAGCUACUGCAUCUGGAAAUGGUUCAGUACCAUCGUUUAAACUGCGAAGCCCUAUUUCCCUCAAGGCAGGGAAGAAUGAAAUUUCUCUACUAAGCAUGACCAUGGGCUUACAAAAUGCUGGAUCAUUUUAUGAAUGGGUUGGGGCAGGUCUAACGAGUGUAAAAGUUGAGGGGUUCAAGAAUGGGACAGUUGACUUGUCUUCAAACACUUGGACCUACAAGAUUGGGUUAAAAGGAGAAAGCCUGAGGAUAUAUGAGGGAUAUGGUUUGAACAGUAAAAUGUGGGUACCAACUUCAGCACCACCAAAAGGACAACCCCUAACAUGGUAUAAGGCUGUGGUUAAUGCUCCACCUGGAGAUGAACCUGUUGGACUUGACAUGAUCCAUAUGGAGAAAGGCAUGGCUUGGUUGAAUGGAGAAGAAAUUGGUCGAUAUUGGCCCAGGAAAAGCUCUAAAAAUGAUAAAUGUGUUCUUCAAUGUGACUACAGAGGCAAAUUCAGCCCUAACAAGUGUAACAAGGGUUGUGGAGAACCCACACAAAGAUGGUACCAUGUGCCACGGUCAUGGUUCAAGCCAGCAGGAAACAUCUUGGUGAUCUUUGAAGAAAUAGGUGGAGACCCUACACAAAUUAAAUUCUCUCUCCGAAAAGUCUCAAGCAUCUGUGCUCAUGUUCCAGAAGAUCACCCUUCCCUUGAUCUUGAACAUCUACAACAUGGUGAAAUUGAGAAAAACAUAGGAAAGCCAACUCUUAAAUUGAAGUGCCCAACGAAUACUCGAGUUUCUUCGGUUACAUUUGCCAGCUUUGGAACUCCUACCGGCACAUGUGGCUCCUAUACUGAAGGAAACUGCCAUGACCCAAACUCUGUCUCAUUGAUCAACAAGGCUUGCAUGAACCAGAGUAAGUGUGCAGUAGAACUCUCUAAUGGGAAUUUUAAUAUGGGAUUGUGCCCCAACACAACAAAAAUACUUGCAGUUGAAGUCCAAUGUAGCUGAAGGAUGCGUAUUACCUUAUAUUAUAUUCAGCAAAAAACUAUGUUAUUAUUAUGUUGUAUUUUCUUUUUACUGUUCUUUUAGUCGAUUGUCCAAGCAAUAGUUACAGCCCAAUAUGUAGAUAGUAUCUGUGUUUGCAUUUGUCCCCUUUAACAAGCAUAGUUGGUUUGUCUUUGAGUUGAGCAAGAUGAGCGAGUAAAGAUCUUUUAAGAAACAUGUAUAAAGAUGUAAUUCUAUGGUUUCACAAAGGUUAUUGUAAA